This is a messenger RNA of Pantherophis guttatus, 1247 nucleotides long. It is a transcript of the gene BUD23, whose product is annotated as BUD23 rRNA methyltransferase and ribosome maturation factor. The record is from RefSeq and is a predicted model, not a curated record. Gene Ontology annotation, cellular component: nucleolus. Gene Ontology annotation, biological process: rRNA (guanine-N7)-methylation. Lineage: Eukaryota; Metazoa; Chordata; Lepidosauria; Squamata; Colubridae. Gene Ontology annotation, molecular function: rRNA (guanine) methyltransferase activity.
GGCUGUCUCAAUCCAGGGGUGGUGGUGGGGGAUUAAUUUUCCUAGCUCUGUGGCUCUUAACGGAGUCGGUGUCGCGUAAGAGUGACGUACGAAGAUAGGCAGCAUGGCAGCCUGCGGAAAGAGACCUGAGCACCGCGGGCCCCCUGAGCUGUUCUAUGAUGAAGCUGAAGCUCGGAAAUACACACAUAACUCUCGAAUGAUUGAGAUUCAGUCUCAGAUGUCAGAACGGGCAGUGGAAUUGCUGGGUCUCCCAGACGAUCGUCCAUGUUUUUUGCUGGAUGUUGGCUGUGGCUCUGGUUUAAGUGGUGAUUAUAUCUCUGAAGAAGGGCACUGUUGGGUUGGUAUGGACAUCAGUUCAGCAAUGCUUGAUGUAGCCAUGGAGAGAGAAGUGGAGGGAGACCUGAUGCUUGCAGAUAUGGGCCAGGGGAUUCCCUUCCGACCUGGAACAUUUGAUGGCUGUAUCAGUAUUUCUGCAGUUCAGUGGCUCUGUAAUGCUGAUAAGAAAACCCACAGCCCUCCAAAGCGACUCUAUCGAUUCUUCUCAACUCUAUAUACUGCUCUGGCUCGAGGAGCCCGUGCUGUUCUACAGUUAUACCCGGAAAACUCUCAGCAGCUGGAGCUCAUCACCACCCAAGCCAUGAAGGCAGGUUUCACGGGUGGCAUGGUGGUAGACUACCCCAAUAGUACCAAAGCCAAAAAAUUCUUUCUCUGUCUCUUUGCUGGCAUAACUGAUGUAUUACCAAAGGGUCUUGGUACAGAAUGCAGUGAAGAAGAGACCACGCAGGCCAAAUUCACCAAUGAAAGGGUCCGGUUUAAAAAUGCCAAAGGGAAGUCAGUGAAGAAGAGUAGAGACUGGGUGUUGGAGAAGAAAGAACGGCGGCGGCGACAGGGCAGGAAUGUGAGAGCAGACACAAAAUACACAGGUCGAAAGCGGAAACCUCACUUCUGACUUCCUGCUAAUUGGACUGAAGUAGUUCUUUGGAGUUUUUUUGGAGCUGGGCUGUUUUGUUGUGGGGUGGAAAAGGAGGAAGCAAAUUGAACAGAAGCUGCUGAAAACUUCCAGGCUGGCCACAGUCCCUUCUUUGCUCCUACCCCUUUAAAAAGAGCAUCUCACAGAGAAUAUGGGACCCUGACAAUUCACAAUGUUUCUUUGCUACCCGAUUCUCCUUUGGUUCCUGAUGGUUUCAGAUUAGGUUGGGUUGGUUUUACUACUCCAACUCUCAAUUAAAUGAGGUCUUGGAAACAGA